Ramularia collo-cygni is the source of this 540-nucleotide messenger RNA. RefSeq lists its product as uncharacterized. The coding region runs from base 1 to 540 and encodes 179 amino acids. The transcript has 2 exons. Lineage: Eukaryota; Fungi; Ascomycota; Dothideomycetes; Mycosphaerellales; Mycosphaerellaceae. The record is from RefSeq and is a predicted model, not a curated record.
AUGGAGGACGGUCGGGAACACAAUUCGCACGGCAGGGUUGACCUGACCCUUCUCAGCAAAGGCGGCACCGAGCACUACGUCCACCAGGUUGUAGUCUGCCCUCAAUCGCCAGUUCUCUUCGACACAUGUGCGGCGCUCAGAAAGGCAGACUGGGAGCCGACUACACUUGUCGCCAAAAUCAUCAACGCCAUAACAUUCUGGAACAACAAGGCACAGCACCACUCGAUCACCAUCGAGGGCGAGGAUGUCGCGGUGGCGGCCAUGGUGCACUUCUUCUACCACGGCAAUUACUAUCCGGACAAGUACGGCAAGGACGCGGCCGUGACGAUGAAAUUCGACAAGGAUCUCGAGUUUCACACGAGUGUCUUGAAGGUGGCGGAGGCAUACAAGGUCAAGGUGUUGGUGGAUUUGGCUCAGAAGUCGAUGAAGAAGGCAGGCGGCGGCGAGGAACCCCAUCAAGGCGAGCACGCGGAUUCCCAGGGACCUGCCGAAGGUGCUCAGGACCGUGUCGACAAGGCUCGUGGAAUUCGGGUGAUUUGA